Molecule: messenger RNA, 2841 nt
Organism: Spirodela intermedia
Lineage: Eukaryota; Viridiplantae; Streptophyta; Magnoliopsida; Alismatales; Araceae
Source: the annotation of a GenBank genome assembly
AUGAUUGUUCUCUUCUGCUUUUCGCCAUUGGUAAGUUAGAAACAAAGUGGUAGUUGGGAAUCAUGGAGUUGGCAUUGUGUCAUUUUAGUUGAAGUUCUAACCAAAUUAGAUAGCUUUCAUCAUGCUCACAUUUCAUGGUGAUGCUCUAUGAUUUAUCACUAAUAUUAAUACUAUUGGCAUGGAUCUUAUCCAGUCCAUUUGGUGGGGUGAUAUAACUUUUCUAGGGUUGAAAGCCUCCUUUUUUUUGUCUGUGCCUGAUCAAUAUCUUGUUUGAAUGUCAUUCAAAGUGAGCUAGGUCUCAUGAUUUCUGUCAAAACUAUGACAUGGACUAAAAAAAAUAUUUUUGUAAAUGACAUUAAUUGUAGAUCUUUUCACCUGGUUGAAUUGUUAUAAGUUAGUGAGGGCAUUGUCUUUCUUCUUGGGGAUCAAGGACAAUAUGGUUGUUGAGGCAGCUGCCUCUCUCGCUCUCUAUCCAGCCCUUCUCUCAUUUUGCAUGUCGUACUUUUAGAUUCCAUGCUUCUUGGGGUCCCCACUCAAUUUUGCUUGAGUGAGGUCGAGUCGUUGCUCUCACUCUCUUCAUCGGUAUUAUUUGACGGCAUAGAGAGUCUUGUUGUGCUAUGGAAGUCAGGGAUCUAGUUGAAGGAGUUGUUGAUCUUUGUCGAGCCACUUGUGCCUUCUAGCUAAGGACUUCUUCAACCAAUAUGAAGAGAGUGGGUGAUAGGGGAUCACCCUACCGUAACCUUCGCAUGGGCAUGAAGAAAAGUGUGGAAGUGCCAUUCACCAAUAAGGAGAAAUAGUUCUCCCAAACACAUAUAUCAACUAGGUCAAUGAACUCGUCGAUGAAUCCGAAGCAUCAAAGCACUUCAGUAAGGAAAUUUCACUUGAUCUUAUCAAAAGCCUUUUCCAUGUCUAAUUUGAUAAUGACGUUGGAGCCACAGAUGAUUAAGUUACUAAAAUUAUUUAAUCAUCAGUAAAAUCAUACAUUUAGGGUUUAGGGUUUAGGGUUUUUUUUUUUAAAAUAAAAAUUGAUUGAGUGCUAGAAGUUUGACCUCAUUUUGAGGUUACAUAAGUGAGAUCUCAUUCGCACAAAGGACGAGGAUGAGAUGGGGGAGAGGAUUAUGGAUAAUAGUGGAGAUAGACUCCACUACGCUCAUAAUGUUUGAAGAAGGCGACUGAUUUGUAGUGGACUAAAAGAGCCAUUGAGUUCAUGAAGUUGGAAGAUCCGCUCAACAGUAGUAGACGUGUAGACCUCCAUAUUGUGCACCAUGAGGUGUUCUUACAAAGACAGGAGUUUGCUAUAGUAAGUGGUUAUAAGAAAUAAAUAAAUAAUAUAAAGUAGGUGAGAGAAGAAUGGUUAGGAUAGUGAGGAGUACAAAACUAUGCUAGAGCAUGACAAUAAGCCCAAAUAUGAACUUGCCUUCCUAGUGUUGCAUGCGCCUAAUCCCUCUGGUCAAGAUUUUGUUAGUACCAUCAGUUGCCGUACUUCCUCUAAGUAGGUAGGUGACCUUUCACCCCACGAAGAAAGACUUGGUCUCUUUUUCUAACCCUUUUCUUUUCUCUUAUUCUCUCUCUCUCUCUUUUUUUUUUUUGUUUGUUUUGUUGAGGGCCUCUUCUUUCACCCUCCACUAAUGCCCAUGAUUUGGCUAGUGAUUAGGGGAAGGGAAGUAGGUUUUUUUUUUUUAUGAGGACCUUUUCCCUCACCCUCCACUAAUCGUCUAUGAUAGGCUAGUGAUUUCGGGAAAAGAAGUAGGCUACCUAUUUUCUUUUUUUUUUUCUUUUUUUUUUUGAAGAGAGAGAAAGGAAGGGAGAAAGAAAUAGAGAAUCGAGAAAGAGAGAGAGGAGAGAGGGUCAAUCCUAUGGAUAUAAAUCCUUACCUUCUCAUGGGUUCAAGCUGACUAAUGGUACUAAUGAGAUCUUGAAAGAGGUGCUAAGUUGGCAAUUUACAACUAAUUUGGCAAGUUUGAUGUGCUAUAGACCUAUAGUUCAAAAGUGGGCAGAUGCUAGCAUGUGCUAAUAGUUAUGUGUCCUCACUAUUUGAGGGUGAUAGAUAGUAGAAGUGAGAUGAUUAUGAGGAGAGUAAUGAUUGGAAGUGGUGUACCCGGGUGGAUUGUGAUGUGCUUUGUCGUUCGUCUUGUGUUGACGUCGACGUUGAAUUACUCUAAGCGAUACCCCACUACCUAAGUGUGGCAGGUAGAAGCUUUCACCCAAUGCAUAGUGCUGGUAUACCGAGUCGUUCUAAACGGUGUCUACCUCGAGCUUCUACAGGAAUAUCCUACCAAGAGGUGAAAACAUGUCUUAGAUGAGUGCAUACUGCAUGUGUAGCAAGUGUGUUUGCAGUCUGAUUCCCCUCGCAUAGCUGGUGUGUGAUCGCAUUGAUCUUCUCACGACAACACAUGAUAUCCAUCCAGGUGCUCCUAAGUCGCCAAUGAGAGCAAGUACCUACACGUAACAUUUCAACUAACACUCUAGAGUCGGAUUCUAGGACAAUACCAUGAAGGUUGCAUUCCUCAUAGAGGAGCAGACCAUCGUGGAUUGCCAUAGCCUCCGCUACUGUGUUAGUCUGAACGUUGUAGUAGUGAGAAAAGGCAAAGAUAAUACUUCUUGUAUGGUCUCGUAAGUUGCCUCCUCCCCCUGCAAGUCCAGGGUUCUCAUGUGCUGCCCCAUCCACAUUGAGCUUCAGGUGUCCUAUCAACGGUGGUCUCUAAUAGAUAGUUCACAUAGUGAUUUGUGUAUAGGUCUGUAAUGUUGGAAUUCCCCAAGUCUUGAGUGCCUCACAAAUAGAGGCCAAGCGUGUGGUGACAAACGACAUUAGAGGAUGGACACUCUGUAGCCAUUGUGUGA